Molecule: messenger RNA, 1054 nt
Organism: Nymphalis io (European peacock)
Lineage: Eukaryota; Metazoa; Arthropoda; Insecta; Lepidoptera; Nymphalidae
Product: GTP-binding protein 2-like
Exons: 6
Coding region: 35-709 (224 amino acids)
Biological process (GO): translational elongation
Molecular function (GO): GTPase activity; GTP binding; translation elongation factor activity
Source: RefSeq, a predicted model, not a curated record
ACUCGAUAACGGUAGAGGGAGCGCUCGCCUGAACAUGUUCAGGCAUUUGCACGAAGUGAAAAGUGGUAGGACGUCCUCGCUCAGCCACGAGAUACUCGGCUUCGAUGCUCAGGGUAAUGUCGUCAACUACGGUUGUUCCGAGCUGAUGACAGCGGAGCGCAUCGGAGAGAGGAGCGCCAAGCUGGUGUCUUUCCUGAACCUGGCGGGCCACAGCAAGUACCAACGCACCACGCUCCACGGGCUCACGGGUUACUCCCCGCACUACGCCAUGCUCGUUAUUUCGGCAACAGCCGGUAUAACUCGCAUCACAGAAGAACACAUCGGUCUUCUGCUGGCUUUGGACAUGCCGUUCUUCGCAGUCAUCAACAAAUGUGAACUGGUUAGCAACAUCAAUGCUGUUGUAGCGAGGCUGACUCAAUUGUUGGAACCCGCUAAUAAGAAACCGCUGUUAAUAACUGACGAGAAUAUGGCAAGGAACUGCGUUGCGCCGCAAAAGUCGAUACUGGACAACAUAGACAAUCUAGACGAGGAAAUCAAAAAGGAUGAGGAGGUGGCCGUGUUCCCGGUAAGCUGCGUGCGCGGCGCCGGCCUCAACGCGCUGCACGCGUGCCUGCUGGCGCUGGCUCCGCGCCGCGACCUGCACCGCCCCGAGGACUUGAGUGAACCAUAUGUUGCGCAGUUGACUAGUAUCCUUUUUAUUAAAUUAUAAAUGUUAUAAUUUAUGUCACUUUACAGGAGGCGUGCGAGUUUCAAAUAGACGAAAUUUUCCACGUAGGGUACUCGACGGGGCCCGUCGUGGGGGGACUGCUCGCGCGAGGGCGACUCUACGAGGGCGACGAAAUUAUCAUAGGACCUCUGGAGUCCGGCGAGUUCGCGGAGAUAUCCGUGCGCACGAUAUACCGCAACCGCGUCCCGUGCGGCAGCGUGCGCGCGGGACAGUCGGCGUCGCUGGGCCUGGGGCGCUUUCCGCCGGGACUGCGGCAGGGCAUGUUGCUGCUAGCGCGGCCGGGGGGCUACGCCGCGGGACUAUCAGAACUAGUCCACUCGUCGCAAG